AUGGGUCGUGUAAUCCGGGGGCAGCGUAAGGGAGCAGGCUCCGUCUUCAAGUCCCAUACCCACCACCGCAAGGGCCCGGCCCGGUUCCGCUCCCUCGACUUCGGCGAGCGCAACGGCUACCUCAAGGGCGUUGUCACGGAGAUCAUCCACGACCCCGGCCGCGGCGCGCCGCUCGCGCGCGUCGAUUUCCGCCAUCCCUUCCGCUACAAGCACCAGAAGGAGCUCUUCGUCGCAGCCGAGGGCAUGUACACCGGCCAGUUCGUGUACUGCGGCAAGAAGGCGAACCUCGUAGUCGGCAACGUGCUUCCCCUCAGGUCUAUCCCGGAGGGCGCCGUCGUCUGCAACGUCGAGCAUCAUGUCGGGGAUCGUGGCGUUUUCGCCAGGGCCUCUGGGGACUACGCUAUUGUUAUCUCUCACAAUCCUGAUAACGACACUUCCAGGAUUAAACUACCUUCGGGAGCCAAGAAAAUUGUGCAGAGCGGCUGCCGGGCAAUGGUUGGACAGAUUGCUGGAGGUGGGCGUACUGAGAAGCCAAUGCUGAAAGCUGGAAAUGCAUACCACAAGUUCAGAGUGAAGAGGAACUCAUGGCCCAAGGUGCGUGGUGUUGCCAUGAACCCAGUCGACCAUCCUCAUGGUGGUGGUAACCAUCAGCACAUUGGUCAUGCUAGCACUGUCCGUCGUGAUGCCCCACCUGGCGCGAAGGUUGGUCUUUUUGCUGCCAGGAGGACUGGUCGCUUGCGCGGUCAAGCUGCCGUCACUUCUGCUAAAGGUGACAAGGCUUAA
Striga hermonthica is the source of this 783-nucleotide messenger RNA. The record is from the annotation of a GenBank genome assembly. NCBI's taxonomy places the organism in Eukaryota, Viridiplantae, Streptophyta, Magnoliopsida, Lamiales, Orobanchaceae.